Molecule: messenger RNA, 616 nt
Organism: Drosophila elegans
Lineage: Eukaryota; Metazoa; Arthropoda; Insecta; Diptera; Drosophilidae
Gene: Bet1
Product: BET1 homolog
Exons: 2
Coding region: 223-582 (119 amino acids)
Biological process (GO): endoplasmic reticulum to Golgi vesicle-mediated transport; vesicle fusion with Golgi apparatus
Cellular component (GO): SNARE complex; Golgi trans cisterna
Molecular function (GO): SNAP receptor activity
Source: RefSeq, a predicted model, not a curated record
CGCGCGCUUUGGUCACACUAUCCGACAACCAACAAUUGGAUUGUAUUUUAAAAAUAUUAAUUUAUUUAAUCUAAGCAUUAGUCAGCCACAACCGAGAAUUGUGACGAGGGGUCAAGGGUCAAUGUGCAGUCAGCCACCGAGGUUGACCCCAGAAAAGAAAAUACCAACAGCUGUUCUGCCGCUGGCAAUCCGGAUGCCAAACUGGCACACACGGGGAGCAGUAUGCGCCGCAACAACUACCCAUAUCAGCCCCUGAACCAGCAGCCAUCUGGAUCUAAUCCUCAUCCCGCCAGCCAUGAUUCCCUGGAGGCCGAAAAUGAACAGGCCGCAGAGGAGCUGAAGCAGAAGAUCGGAGCCCUCAAGUCCCUCACCAUCGAUAUCGGGAAUGAGGUGCGCUACCAGGACAAACUCCUGCGCGGAAUCGACGAUGACAUGGAUCGAACGAGUGGCUUUCUGGGCAACACGAUGACGCGGGUGGUGCGGUUGGCCAAACAGGGCGGUGGUGCCCGCCAGAUGUGCUACAUGUUUCUCUUCGUUCUCGUCGUCUUCUUCAUCCUCUGGCUGACCCUUAAGUUCAAGUAGUUGUUGCUAAUUUUAUUAAAUAUAUACCCACAAA